AAAAAAAAGCCUAUCGUGUGCACAGCUCACAAAGAGAAAUCGUAUUGGAGAGACAGGGCAGCAGGGCAGAAGUGCAGAUAAAAAGAGCCCAGAGAAAGUCCCGACACACAACUACAAGACCUCCAGAGUAAAGAUGAAUGGACUGAAGCAGUGGACGUGGGUGGCUGCAGUGGCACUCCUGGUGCUAACGGUGAUGGCAGCGGAAGGAGGGAAAGCAGAGAAACAAGGUAAGAAAGAGCGCAAAUCUGACUGCGGGGACUGGCAGUGGAGCGUGUGUGUGGCCAACGAAGGCGACUGUGGACUCGGCACUAGGGAGGGGACUCGCACCGGCACCGACUGCAAGCAGACUAUAAAAACCCAACGCUGCAAGAUCCCCUGCAAUUGGAAGAAGAAGUUCGGAGGGGAAUGCAAGUACAACUUCCAUGCUUGGGGUGAGUGUGACCUGGCAACGGGCAAGAAGAACAGGACGGGGGUUCUGAAACGGGCGCUCAUGGACGCGACCUGCGCCACCACCGUCACAGCAACUAAGCCAUGUGGGAAAAUGCCCAAGACCAAGCUGCAAGAUGCAAAGAAGCAAAAGAAGGAAGGGAAGAAACGUCCGCAAAUGAACUAAUGAGGAUUUUCUGAGCCCGAAAAAUGGAAGACGACUUGUGGAAAGACGUCCUCGGCCUUAUUUCAAUGCAGUUCCUGUUUAUAUGUCCUGUAGGUUGACAGUAGGGGCCUCUGUAGCUUUGACAAAACCAGUGGAAACGAGCCUUUUUUUAGUGACAAUGUCUUUUGUUUAUUUUUCCUUUUGUUUUUAGCAGAUGAUAAAAAAACAACUUGUACUUUGCCUUAGGAGACAUAAUUUCCAGUGGUAGGGUCGGAUAAUGAGAAGAUCUGUUUACUAGUUUUCUCACUUAAUUAUGUUAUCUCUUGGAUUAUUUUCUUAAGAACAAAUUGCAUCAGAUUGGUUUACUGUAUAAAGAGCCUAGCUCUUAUUUAGACACACAAAAACCCCUUUUAGGCCUGUGCCCUGGCUUAAUGAAGCAGUUUGUUUAAAAGUAAAGCUUCAAACAUCUCCACUUAAUUAAAUUGAGCAAAGAAAAUCAUGUAUUUGCAAUCUUUAAGUGGCCUAAUUUACAAGUACAACUUUUUAUUUCUUAACAGUGAAACUUGCAGGAAAAAAUAUUUUAAGCUUGUUCUGUAAAAUCUCCUGCUGCUUUGCUGUACCUCAAUUUACAACCACAUAUUGUUAACCUUUCUUCUCUUAACGUAUUCUUGUCGUACUCCAGAAUAAAAAAAAAAA
Nematolebias whitei (Rio pearlfish) is the source of this 1288-nucleotide messenger RNA. It is a transcript of the gene ptn, whose product is annotated as pleiotrophin. NCBI's taxonomy places the organism in Eukaryota, Metazoa, Chordata, Actinopteri, Cyprinodontiformes, Rivulidae. The transcript has 5 exons. The record is from RefSeq and is a predicted model, not a curated record. Bases 134 to 613 code for a protein of 159 amino acids. Gene Ontology annotation, molecular function: growth factor activity.